CAGCGCAGACUGCUGGAUAUCACCUUUAAACCACAGCUUCAGCUGCAUAAUAUAGACCUCCCAAGACAUUAUGUGAAUGAAAAGUUGGACAUUUGGUACCAGCAGAGGAAUUCCAGAGUGGAACAAGAAGAAUCAGAAUUUUCACAGAUUGAAGAGGAACAAAAUGAACCUGAACCUCUACAACUGAAAGGAGAACAAGAUAAAGAAAAACCUCCUAACACUAAAGACGAACUGAAAGAACAAGACUCUUCACAGAUUGAAAAUGAACUGGAGGAACCAGAACCUCCACAGAUUGAAGAGGAACAGGAAGAAACAGAACCUCUACACAUUGAAAAGGAACUAGGCAAACCAGAACGUCCACAGAUUAAAGGGGAACAGAAAAAAACUGAAUAUCUACAGAUUGAAAAGGAACUAUGUGAACCAGAACCUCUGCAGAUUGAAAAGAAACUAGGCGAGCCAGAGGCUCCACAGAUUAAAGAGGGACAGGAAGAACCAGAACCUCUACAGAUUGAGAAGGAACAAAGGGAACCCGAACUUUCACAGGUUAGAGUGGAACAGGAAGAACCAGAACCUCUACAGAUUGAAAAUGAGCUAAGGGAACCUGAACUUCCACUGAUUAAAGAGGAACAGGAAGAACCAGAACCUCUACAGACUGAAAUGGAUCUAGGAGAACCCAAACUUCCACAGAUUGUAGAGGAGCAAGAAGAGCUCUGCAUUAGUCAGGAAGAAAAGCCACUUGAUCAGAUGGAGGAGCCUGACACCUUGAUGGAGACUCCUACUUCUAUGGAAAUUGAGCACAGUGAAGCAAAUGCAAACAAUCAUCAGACCUUUAAUAUAACUGAUAGUCAGGAUGAAGAAGAAAGCCAACAUGACGACUCAACAUCAACUACUGAUGGAGAAACAGACCCACAGGACAGAGCUCCAAAGAAGAGAAGGGACAAAAGUUAUGGCCAAAUUGUGGACAUCCCUUAUAUGUUAGAAAGUCAGUGUGAUUCUGAUGUAAGAAGAAAUCCCCCUAAGGGGACUGUGGUAAGAAAAUACAAAACAUUCUCAGAUGAAAAGAAGGUUUCCUCUAUAAAGUCUGGUAAAAGUGCAAAAAUUGCUCCCCACAUAACAGAUGAUUCUGAGAAAAGAUCUUGUGUCUGUGAGAAAUGCGGUAAAAGUUAUACACAGUGGUCUCAACUCAAAACACACAUGAGAUUCCAUACAGGAGAGAAACUAUUCACUUGUGAAGAAUGUGAUUCUUGCUUUAGUUCUUUAUAUAAACUCAAAAGACACAGGGAAAUUCAUACAGGAGAAAAGCCUUUUUCUUGUAAGGAAUGCGGUACAAGUUUUCGUCAAACAGAUGCUCUCAAAAGACACAUGAGAACUCAUACAGGCGAGAAGCCCUUUUCUUGUAAAGAAUGUAACAAAUGUUUUAGUCGUGAUUCUUGUCUCAAAAUACACAUGAGAAUUCAUACAGGAGAGAAGCCCUUUUCCUGUAAAGAAUGUGACAAGUCUUUUAGUCGUGAAUAUAGUCUAAAACUGCACAUGAGAGUCCAUACAGGAGAGAAGCCUUUUUUGUGUACAGAAUGUUAUAAAAGUUUUAGUCAUAGAUCUGUUUUGGAAACACACAUGAGAACUCAUACAGGAGAAAAGCCCUUUUCAUGUAAAGAAUGUGAUAAAAGUUUUAGUCAUAGAUCUGUUUUGGAAUCACACAUGAGAACUCAUACAGGAGAGAAGCCUUUUUCUUGUAAAGUAUGCGAUAAACGUUUUAGGGAUGUAGCUAAUCUCAAACAACACAUAAGGACUCAUACAGGAGAGAAGCCUUUUCUUUGUAGAGAAUGUAAUAAAAGUUAUAGUAUUGCAUCUCGUCUCAAGCAACACAUGAGAAGUCAUACAGGAGAGAGGCCUUUUUUUUGUAAAGAAUGUGGUGCAAGUUUUAAACAAAAAUGUAAUCUCAAAAAACACAUGAGGACUCAUACAGGAGAGACGCCUUAUUCUUGUAAAGAAUGUGAUGCUUGUUUUAGAUAUAAUUCUACACUCAGAACACACAUGAAAACUCAUACGGCAGAGAAGCCUUUUUCUUUUCAAGAAUGUCCUAAAGGAUUUAGUGAAAAAUGCUAACUUUGAAAAACACAGGAAGACAUCUCAUUCAGUAAAAGACAGUACAUGUUUACGUAGGAGUGAUUAAAAUUAUGUGAAAUUCCUUUUUUUAGCAAAAAAAAUGAUUUUUUCAAAGAAUAAUAGUACAAAGAUUGAAAUAUUGGAUUUUUUUUUCAUUUUGAUUUUUGUUUUUACCGGUGAUUAAAAAUCCCUAGUUCUGUGUCAAGAAAAUGUAAACAGUUCAAAAAGCGUUUUGUUAAAAACUCUGUGUUUGACCCUGCUCUACUAAUUAACUAUAAAAGCUUUCAAAAUGUUAUCUUAGCCUUUACCUCUAACAUCGAUCUUAGGUGCCAAUGUUGACAUUCUUUAAAUUACUAUAUUACUUGAAACGUUUUGGAGUAAGUAAGUAGAAUGAUUCCUGUGGACUGUGAAGAUGAGAAAAGCUGCUUUGCUUCACAUCAGAUACAGUUUGUGUACUUUAAUUGCGUAAGCACCAUUAAUGUAAAGAAAAAAAAAGUAUCACAAGCAUCAAAUAUUGACACCGAUAAUCACUCGAUCUUUGAUCUCAUUACAUGGUCCAUUAAUCAAUACAUAAAAUAUUCAAAUCACUUAUUUGUGAUACAAUACAUUAAAAUUAUUUUACCUAGAUUGUUGCAGUCAAGAUACUUAUUAUUUAUUUGAUAACAAGUCAGUUAUUUACAUAAAAAUCAAUUUUGUAUCUUUUUCCCCAUCAUAAUCUUGUAUGUACAGUAUAUUUGCUUUUGAACAGUACAACAGUGACUCUCAGUACUGUAUUGGUUUUUCAACAUGUAUUGGUUAUCCUUUAAAAUUGUGUAAACGACCGAAGAGUUAAGGUUGAUCAAAAAGUGUUUUACUUCCUGUCCCCUGACGAAAGCUGUGUUAAAGGGUUUAACGGUUUGUCAGUCUGAGUCAGUAGAAUACAAUAGAUUCUAAAAGACUUCAAACUUUGCUCUACUGUCAAGCUCUAAAGAGAAUACUGUUAAAGGUGCCUAUAGCUGUUACACUGAUCACAAUAUUACUGUUUGAUCAACCAAAGUCUGCUGACCUGAACCCACUAUAUUAAGAGGAUAACAUGAUAAAAAAUAAAGUGUUCUGACAAAUAUUUUGUGGUUUAGAUGUUUUUAUAAAUAGACAUUUGUUUUUCAAUUGUAACAGUUUAAUCUUAAGCUCCUGCAUGACUUUUACCAGUUAACAUUACUUUUUGUUUUUCCAUUUAAAAAAAGAAAUUAAAGAAAUGUUGUUCAGCAGUUUAAAGUAAUGUUAAAUUUUCAUAUAUUUUAAGCAGUAACAUUUAUUAUGAUCAUUUUGUUUAAAGUCAUUUAGUUUACUUUUGUAGCUAUAGUCUAUACAGAAGAUGUGUAUGUUGUUUAAAUCUGUGACAUAGCAUAUUGUAUAUCUUUUAAUUCUAACACUUUUUAUAGAAACAUUUCAUUGUUUUAAACAAAAAAUAUUUCAAAUUGUACUAAAUGUAAGCAAGUAACUGCUCUGUGAAGAAAACAGACUGGUGUUUUUAUCUUGUUUACGGGAUUUAUGUUUUAUAUUAGAUUAGAACUUCAUCUGUUGUUUCUAGUAUUCAGUGUUAUUGUCCCAAUCUUUACUAUGAAUAAUAAAGUGUCUGAGCAUCAUU
Messenger RNA from Oryzias melastigma (Indian medaka), 3733 nucleotides. RefSeq names its product oocyte zinc finger protein XlCOF20. NCBI's taxonomy places the organism in Eukaryota, Metazoa, Chordata, Actinopteri, Beloniformes, Adrianichthyidae. Gene Ontology annotation, molecular function: DNA-binding transcription factor activity; RNA polymerase II cis-regulatory region sequence-specific DNA binding. The record is from RefSeq and is a predicted model, not a curated record. The transcript is spliced from 2 exons. The coding region runs from base 658 to 2106 and encodes 482 amino acids. Gene Ontology annotation, biological process: regulation of transcription by RNA polymerase II.